Messenger RNA from Symsagittifera roscoffensis, 2486 nucleotides. RefSeq lists its product as uncharacterized. The record is from RefSeq and is a predicted model, not a curated record. Gene Ontology annotation, cellular component: nucleus. The coding region runs from base 257 to 2272 and encodes 671 amino acids. The transcript is spliced from 12 exons. NCBI's taxonomy places the organism in Eukaryota, Metazoa, Xenacoelomorpha, Acoela, Convolutidae. Gene Ontology annotation, molecular function: nucleic acid binding; zinc ion binding.
GCUUUACUCGACGCUCCUCGAUAUGAUCGCAGUCAUUUACUUCGAGUUGAAGAAGAAAGGUUGAGACAGCUAGAAGAAAUUGCUCGGCUGAAGCGAGAACAUGAGUUGACUUUACUGAGGUUUGUAUUGACGUGAAAACACCUUAUUAUUUUAGCUGGUAUGCUGCGUUGCUAUUUAUAUUCGAAGAUCUGUCAAUCUGGAGCGGAAAAUCGUCGGAAUGUGUUGGAGCAGCGAAACUGAUGCAGCUUAGCUGUACAUGAGGACUUUGGACAUGAACCGAAGAGAAGUGCAAGAGGCUCUCAAUAGUCGUGGCGAAGGAGGUAACAGAGGUUCAUACGGUCGAGACCGUCAUAUGGGCUAUGAUGGCGGCAGGCGAGGGUUAGAUGACAGAGGAAGAGGUGAUUCAAAUCAGAGAGAUCGAUAUCGGAGGGAUUCACCAGGAAGACCCAGAGUGAGGGAUCGGUCACCACCCAGACGUCGAUCUCGUUCUAAGGGUGAUCGAUUCGGACCUAAUCGACGAGAGUUCUCUCGAGGCAGAGACAGGUCCUCGUCUAACCGGAGCCGAUCUAGGGCCCGCAGUCAGCGAGAAAGAAGUCCAAGCAAGACAAAGCCGAAGUCUCCUGUCACAGAAGUGCAGCAGGAGUGGAAGUGUGAAUUAUGCAAUGUGAAGUUUAAAUCUGCAGUGGAGAAGAUUGAACACGAAGAGAAGAACGAGAAGCACAUCUACGUCAUGAAGAAAUUGCAGUCCUUCAGCGAGUCCAGCGGGACUACAAUGGAUGAACUAGUCGAGAAGUUCUUACGUUCACGAAGCAAUCCGCAGGCAAAAGAAGAGGUCGCCGGUUUAAUGGCAAAAGAGGAAUCUGGAAAUGAUGACGCAUCAAAGGACGCAACCGGAGUGCUAGUGGACGCCGUAAAAGACGUAAAGCCAGAGGACGACCCGGAGAGGUUUCCAGGACUCUACUACACGGGUGAGAGGUGGCGUGUACGAGUAUACAAUCCAGACCUUAUAAUGGGUCCGGAUUUCAUAGUACCAGUGACUGGAUGGUACUGUGUGUUGUGCGAGAAGUUCUACUACAACGAGAGUCCCGCCAAAACUAAUCACUGUCAGAACAAAGCUCACUGGGAAAAUCUAAGGGCGUGGCUGAAAGAGAACGGACACAAAUAUGAGCCACUGAAGUACGACGAGUUUGUUAAGGCAGCAGAAAUUGGCCAAGAGCUGAAAGGGAAGACAGAGGGUGAUAUGAAGGCGGCGGCUGAGUCUGGAGCUUCCACUCGCACAGAGGAAAUCAUAGAGGGUAUCGGCGACCUUGGCGAGAGCAACGGGAUCCCUGUCAACGAAGCAGAUGAAACUAAGCUUUUUUCCGUCACCGUCAAAGAUGAACCUAUUGAAGAUGUCACCAAAUCCAAUAAUGAGCAAUCAAGUGAGAUGUUCUUUGAGACUACUAUCGGAAAAUCUGCGGGCCACGAACGGAUCCCGAGUCACAACCUUAACGAAGACGCUCUCGAUAUGGACUACGAAGAGGAUGACUACACGAAUGAAGAUGAUCUUACGAAAGCAGCAAUGACGUCACGAAAUGGAAAUAAAACCCGAGGCGACCUUGCGACCUCGUCUGAAAAGGAGAAUAGCCGAAUCAGGUCGACCUUUGUAGAGUCCAAUAAACAAAUGAUUAAAGAUUCCAGGAUGCUCUCAAUGUUCGACAAUCUGGAAGCCAUUCUAAGUGGAACGGAAGAGCAGGAGAUCCCAGUGAGUGUAGUGGAGGAGGAAGAGGACCCAUUUCGGUCACCAAGGGGAUGUGAUCGACUGGGGGACGGGGGUGAUGAUGCGGACACUGAUUUCUUCCAGGAACCACCAAUUGAGGAGAUAAGAAUGGACAAUAGUGAAGACAGCGAAAUCAUGCCUCCCACUUCAGAAGUAGAGGAGGAAACUGAAGAAGAAGAGAAUGAUGAUGACAAUGGAUUUGUAGUGCGAGAGGAAAGUGUCGAUGAACCCCUUCUGCAUGUGGUGGUGAAGGAGGGAUCAAAUGAUCCGAUGGCAGAUGGACAUCUAGAGAAUAGAAAUGAAGAAAGAACAAGGUCAAGCUCCAAUGCUAGUGUAUUGUCUGGAAAUGCCGAUUGGCAGACGCCCCAGUUGUCUAUAAUUGAGGACAAUGUUGACCCGCUACCACCUAAAGCUUCACCGAAAAGUAAUGACUCAUCUCCUUCGACUAAACAGACUGCUAGACGUGGCGGCACAAGAGGAGGCCGCGGAGCUCGUAGAGUCAUCAGGCGAUAAAAGUCUCAUAAUGUUUUUCCUAGAAAUCGUUUGCAGUGCUGAUAUAUUGUCUUCAAACUGAAACGAAAUAAGUAUUGUCUUCAAUAAGUAAAGUAAACGAAGAAGUAAACUUACCCACUUUUUCAUAAAUAUGCAGUUUAAUGAUCACUUAAUCCUCGAAUCUUUUGUUUUAAUCUGAUAUUCUUAGGUUUCUUUCGGUGUAUUUGCUUGGUAA